AUGGUAGAACGCAGAAGAUACGAAGACGCCGUGGAACCAUCAAAAGCACCUUGUACCAGCAUGGAGCUGGACCACCAGUCCGUCAAAAUGCCGCUCGCUACCACAGUCACAUCAAGCUAA
Molecule: messenger RNA, 120 nt
Organism: Plenodomus lingam JN3
Lineage: Eukaryota; Fungi; Ascomycota; Dothideomycetes; Pleosporales; Leptosphaeriaceae
Source: RefSeq, a predicted model, not a curated record